AUGGAGCUCUGCAAUGGUGCUGGUCUGAACUCUGAUGUAGUCGUGAAAUGCAAAAAUAGGUCUGCCUCUAUGAUCUCUGGCAAGGCCACCUGCUCCAGCCUCUCUGGGGUUACCCUUCGAGGCUCCGUCUGUAUUGAUCUUCAACGUGCCGACAGGGGGGGUGGUCCAUCUGAUAAUCUGCAUACGAGGGCGAUUCUGGCGACGAUGGGGCCGAAAAGAAGGGGAGAGAAGGUGGCUCAAAAGAGGGGCUCGAGAACAGGAGGACUCCUCAAGGAGGGAAGAAUUGGCGAUGAGUUGAAGAUGUUUCCAAACUCGAUCGCAGACGCGUUGAGCAGUGAAGGGGAUUUGUUUAACUCUUUUGUCAUUGCGGGAACACCAGAGGUACCAAAGGAUAAGAAUGGGAAUGAGGUGGAAUAG
Striga asiatica is the source of this 417-nucleotide messenger RNA. The record is from the annotation of a GenBank genome assembly. Lineage: Eukaryota; Viridiplantae; Streptophyta; Magnoliopsida; Lamiales; Orobanchaceae.